AGGCCGGCUGCUCGCAGCGGCGUUGGGAGUCCUCGACAAGCAGCAGACCCUGGACGCGGCUCUUCCUGGCAGUCCUUCUGGGUCGGCCGCCAGCGAGCGCCCCCACGUGGCUCUCAAGAUCGGCGUGCACACCGGCCCCCUUGUCGCCGGCAUCGUAGGCGAGAAGCUGCCGCGUUUCCGCCUCUUCGGGGACACCGUGAACACGGCCGCACGGAUGAUGCAGAAGGGGGCCCGCGGUGCCGUGCAGUUCGGCCAGGAGACUUUCCAGGAGCUCCCGCAGUGGGCUUCCGCAGCUGUGGUCGAGCGGGGGCAGAUCGAGAUGAAAGGGAAGGGCCUGGUAAAGCACGGGGGCGGAUUUGCUGCACUGCCGCGGAGGGCAGUGGCCCGCCCGGGACCUGCAGCCCGGCGGUGCGGUGUCGCCGCCGUCGGAGCUGUCGCGGGCGCUGCAGCAGGACCGCUACAGGCAGCCCUCUGGCGGCGUGGUUGGCACCGUUCUCGACUGCGCCUUGCGCAAGACGGCCUCGGUGGGCGAGCGCCUGUACUUCUUCCAUCGAGGGGGAGACUCCAGAAAGGUACACCGUGUCCAGGCGUGACCGGGCCAGCCCGUUGGCGUGCGUGAAGGCCUCCUGCUCCAGCUCGUGGAAGUGGUGGCCCUGCCGCAGCACCGCUUGGAACUGUCGGGCCUCCGCCCUGUCGUGGUCGCCAGUGGGGCGCCCACACGCCUUCGCCACCCGGUCGGGGCCCGACUCGACGAAAUUAAAAUCUCCAGCGAUUGUUGUCAGAGCCCGGUCUCGCUGCCGAAGAGACCCCGCCAAAGCCUGCACGUACUCCUGCCUGCGUUGCCGCGUCUCGCCGUCAUUGCCGGCCGGGAGUUAGACAACAUACGCGUCCAACGAGCUGCGGGGGCCGUCCAGUUCCAGCUUGGCGAUCCAACCUGGGACCACGUGGACCCAGCUAUCGGCAUUGACCGGGUUGAAAGACGCCAGGAAAUCUUCCUUCACGUGGAUUGCGACACCACCUGUGUGGUUGGUGCCAUGCGACCGAAAACGUCGAUAUCCAGGGGUCAACUUCGCAGCGAAGACCUUACCGUGCCAGUCGAGGAUGCCUUUAAAAAGGCCCCAAAGCGGCCCACGAGGGGGCCAAGACGGCCCACGGGGCGCCCAAACCGCCCAAGACGGGGACGAGGAACUGGAAUUUCUAGCGUUUUGGCCC
Prorocentrum cordatum is the source of this 1212-nucleotide messenger RNA. The record is from the annotation of a GenBank genome assembly. NCBI's taxonomy places the organism in Eukaryota, Dinophyceae, Prorocentrales, Prorocentraceae.